GUGCGGUGUGCGGAGAGCAGAGCGGUUCGUCCAGUCAGCGUCCCCUCAGCAGCCCCGGGCGCCUCAGCUCAUCUCACCCACUCACUGCCUCACUCCGCUCCGCUGCAGCAGGUGACCGCGCAGGUUUCUUCAGGAUCAUCUUCUCUCUAAACGAUCUUUGGAGGAAAACCAAAACCGAUCGAUGGCCGUGACGUCACACGUGUGCUAAAAACCUAUUUUCCGUGCCGGUGGCGCGCAUGAGUGAGCGUGCACGCCCCCUCCCAGCGCAACAGCGCCGUGCUCGCGAUGAUAUGUGGGACACUGAGCCUCAGGACAAGAAGAUCCGAGGCCUCAGGAAGCUUCAGCAAUCUGCUGUCAGUUCCUGGUCUUCAUGUUCAGUCUGAGGGUGGAGGAGGAGGAGGAGAAGGAGGAGGAGAAGGAGGAGGAGAAGGAGGAGAAGAAGGAGGAGGAAGAAGAGGAGGAGGAGGAGGAGAAGAAGGAGGAGGAAGAAGAGGAGGAAGAGAAGGAGGAGAAGAAGGAGGAGGAAGAAGAGGAGGAGGAGGAGGAGGAGGAGGAGGAGGAGGAGGAGGAGGAGGAGGAGGAGGAGGAGGAGGAGAAGUAGAAGGAGGAGAAGGAGGAGGAGAAGGAGGAGAAGGAGGAGGAGAAGGAGGAGAAGGAGAAGGAGGAGGAAGAGGAAAGAUGGAACCCCCCACCACCAACAACAAAAAACUGACACUUAUUAACAUAAUAAUAAUAUAUAAUUAUGUUAUAAUUACUAUAAUUCACAUGCGAUCAUUCAAAUCUUCUUUGUAACUUCAAUCAAUCAAAACUUUAAAAGUUAAAUUAUUUGACAUUUAAUUUAUUUCAAUCUAUUAAUAAAUUUGAAUUUAAAAUAAACAUUUUGAAUACUAUACUAUGUAGUAAAAAGUUUUAAACUUUAACGAAGUUUCAGUUUUGCUUUGAAAUUUACAUGAAAAUAGGUAUAAAAUAAAGCUUGUGUGAGCUGUUAUAUUACAGCAUUCUUCCAUUAUCAGCACAGCAGUUACUGCAUUUAACGUUUAAUGUGUUUGUAGCGACGACAUGAAUCAAAACUGCAGUUAUAGGUGUCAUAAAUAUUAAAGUCCCUUAUUAACACAAAAGACACCAAUUUGACCGGUACAAACUGUAUUUUUUAUGUCAUUUUUAUGGAAUAAAUGCAAAAGUCACCACAUUAUUUGUUUUAAAUAUUACAGCAUGUUUCCAGCAGAAACUGUGAAAACGGGUAUGCAGUAUUGAACGUUACACAUAUGACAGUAUUUAUCAGUUAAAUAACCGUGUAAGAGAAGGAAAAUGUUUUUUUCAAGAGAAGAUUCACUUAUUUACAGUGAUUCAGUGUUAAACAUAUAAAGAGCAUCAAACUGUUUUAGAGUUUAGAGAUUUUUACUGUAAAAUUUGCAAACAUUUUUUACAGCGGUUUGGUUCCAGUCUUUGUUUUCUUGUAAAACUCUCCUACCAUAAAGAACAAACUCAGAGUUUUUUAGAUUCUAUUUCAGGCUGAACAGAAUAAACAUCCUCCGUCCCCCUCUUUGAAGAUGGAAACCACCUCGCUGGUCUUCAGCUCUACGCUGAAGACCUGCACCAGCCGAGACGUCCACACAGAAUCCAGAACCUCCAGCAGCAGCUCAGAGUGAUCCUCAUCCACAUCCUCAACCUCACUGAUCUCAGUUUUUUCACAACCUCAACUCCUCAAAGAGCUCUUUCCGUCACCAAACAACAUCCACAGUCCAGAAGAAAACUAAAGUAAACGAAACCUCGUGAUCAAAGAACUUCUAAAUAACAACAAUGGACGAGUAACACACGUUAUUGUUAUUAUUAAUAUGUAAUUCUAAGGUGUAGGAGAGCAGCAAAGAAUGUAGUGUGUGUGUGUGUGUGUGUUUAGGCUCUUCCAAUCACAUUUAAUUAUUCAUCCAACAUGAAUAAAUCCCUUCUGGCAUCA
Messenger RNA from Acanthochromis polyacanthus (spiny chromis), 1954 nucleotides. RefSeq names its product histone H3.v1-like. The coding region runs from base 371 to 601 and encodes 76 amino acids. The record is from RefSeq and is a predicted model, not a curated record. Lineage: Eukaryota; Metazoa; Chordata; Actinopteri; Pomacentridae. The transcript is spliced from 2 exons.